This is a messenger RNA of Diaporthe amygdali, 711 nucleotides long. RefSeq names its product calcineurin B-1. The record is from RefSeq and is a predicted model, not a curated record. Lineage: Eukaryota; Fungi; Ascomycota; Sordariomycetes; Diaporthales; Diaporthaceae. The transcript has 5 exons. Gene Ontology annotation, molecular function: calcium-dependent protein serine/threonine phosphatase regulator activity; calcium ion binding.
UUGCGAAUUGACGAGUGGCACGACCAGACCUCGGACUCGACCAGUACCAGUGCGAGAGCGUGUGCGAGUGCAAACCGCCUCGAGACACGAAGCACCAACCGAACCGACAGCUUCGGCGACGAUACCCCUGAUCCCCUCGUCACUGCGCUGCUCGAGUCCGACAAGAUGGGCAACACUCCCAGCUCCGUCUUGGACAACAUUGCCCAGGGCACCAACUUUGAUCGUGAGGAGGUCGACCGCCUUAGGAAGCGGUUUAUGAAGCUCGACAAGGUCUGUUUCCAGGAGCGCUGCGAUAACUCUGGCACCAUCGAGCGCGAGGAGUUCCUCAGCCUUCCUCAGAUCAACUCCAACCCUCUUGCGACUCGCAUGAUCGCCAUCUUUGACGAGGAUGGUGGCGGCAACGUCGACUUUCAGGAAUUCGUAUCAGGGCUGUCCGCCUUUAGCUCCAAGGGCAACAAGGAGCAGAAACUCCGCUUCGCCUUCAAAGUCUACGACAUCGACCGCGAUGGCUACAUCAGCAACGGCGAGCUGUUCAUUGUGCUCAAGAUGAUGGUCGGCUCCAACCUGAAGGACCAGCAGCUACAGCAGAUUGUCGAUAAGACCAUCAUGGAGGCGGACUUGGACAAAGAUGGCAAGAUAUCAUUUGAAGAAUUCUCAAAGAUGGUAGAAAAUACGGACGUCAGCAUGAGCAUGACCCUGGACCAGUUCUAA